Molecule: messenger RNA, 2721 nt
Organism: Pecten maximus
Lineage: Eukaryota; Metazoa; Mollusca; Bivalvia; Pectinida; Pectinidae
Exons: 2
Coding region: 1186-2133 (315 amino acids)
Source: RefSeq, a predicted model, not a curated record
ACCACGAAUUAGGUGUAACUGAAGGGCACCAAAGAGUGCCAUCAAGUGUGUGGUUGACCAGUUCAAGUUCCUUAUAAAGUGGACAAACGGACACGGGUCUUACUUCUCUGGACUUGGACGGGUCUGCAUUUAAAGGGUAUGAGAGAGGCCUACCUAACCAGCUUAGACCGAGCGGGGCAAUGUAGGCGUGAUGUGUACUGGUAUUUAAAGCCGCGGUACGGACUCGACUACAAACACACAGAAAUAUACCUACAGAUGUCACUACGACCCUUGCUUCCAAAUAUCGUCGCAGUUUGAUAUCAAGUUUAAACCAAUAUCAGAUAUCGGAAUGAACGAAAUAGAGGAGCAUUACCUGGAGUUUAUUGACAAUAUUUUAUUUCGAAGUUCUUUAACCGGCGUGUGUGUAUUGGCGGGAUAGUUCGUGCUUGAGCGGGUCUCUUAUGUACAUCUCAGUAACACUCUCUUAUACACUUGGACUUCUAACUUGGGAAUUGUGAGGAACUAGCGACGUGAUCAUGGUCAAGGCUUACACAGCUCGGAGAAUCAUAAGGUACAUGUACCAUUCGAGGACUUUAAUAACAAUCGAUCUCGGCGUUCAAUUAUAAUCGGUGAAAUAUUUACAUAUCCAGCUUGUGUAUUGGUGCGUCCUUGACGUAUAACUGUCGAUACUGACUGGUCGUAGUCACUGAUACCGUGCCUAGCCAUACAGGAUUGAGGAUGUGAAGUCAUACAGGUGAGCAGGUGAAGUCAUACAGGUGUGAGGAUGUGAAGUCAUACAGGUGAGCAGGUGAAGUCAUACAGGUGUGAGGAUGUGAAGUCAUACAGGUGAGCAGGUGAAGUCAUACAGGUAUGAGGAUGCGAAGCCAUACAGGUAUGAUACGAUAGAACCGUAUGUGUAAACUCUCGUGUUCUGACAGGUGAAAGGAGUUACACUCAUUAUACAGAACAUAUUGACGUGAUUUCUUUGUGCUGGGCAGAUUCCAAAAAUAACUCGACGGAAUAAAGACAUAAUUGAAAACACGAUUGAUCAUUUGGAAGGUGAAGAGGAUGGUCAAACAUUGGAGCGUAGAUCGCAGUAAGUGUAAGUAGGAUGAUAAGUUGAACAGGCACAGGAACAGGAAUAGACUUAAUUGAAAGUGGUAUGGGUUAUUUGAAUAAUGUGAAUGUCAUUAACCGACUCUUCAGAUGUUUAAUGAUCACCAGCGAAUAUCGACAGGUAAAUAUCCUAGUGAGAACCAUUCUACGGAUAAAUUCGGAACGGAAGCAACAGACGAUUUACGGAGACAUUUAAAAGGCGAGGAGGGCACUGCCCGUAAGGGAUUGUCUAAUGUGAACGGAUUCUCGGUUAUUCGCCCGUCGAGAAGUCAUCCCUCACCCCCUCUAAACAACAUGAUGGUAUCGGGAGGAGAAUAUGACCGGAAAGGUAUGAUGGGUGAUAGAAUGGUAUACGACUUUGUCUCGCGGAGGGAUACUGCGAGACGGAAUUUAAUGGGCCAUUUGUACACACGACAGCCUGUGUUAAAACGUAGUUACUCGUUUGUUGCCGGUGAACGUCCUGCCACAGAAACACUUCUUCCACAGCUUCACAGAAGAGAAAAACAUUCUGCCAUUAGUUUUAAUUCCGAGAAAUAUACGAAGCCUGGUCGAACUGUAAAUAAACGGGACUUAAAACAAUGGCAGGCUGAUAAAAAUACAGGAAAACAAAAUGGAGUUGUUCAAUCACCGGCAGGUAAAAAUCAGAAAACCACAAACGGUACACGUCCUGGGAGUCAUCAAAUCAGCCUUCCUGAACUUAUAAACGACAUAAAUAUGUCCUCGAGACUUCACUCACCUGGUGACUCGGACGGAGAAGAUGCCAACAGUGCACAAAAAGGACCGUUAGAAUUAAUACGCAGCAUGGAAAUGAAACCGUCUAGUCCUGUAAAGUCAAAAUCAGUAAAAUACCGGCCAAUUACACCGGGUGUUAUAGAAAAGUUGAAUAAACUAAGACUAUCAUCCAAGAUACGUACAGAACAAUGGGUAAAGACACUGCCAUUGGAUUAUCGGGCUGCAUAUUCAGAAGCAGACGACAAUCUCACGGAACCGUCAGAACAUUCACCCAAAGAAAAGGAAUGGAUUUAUACAGCAACUUAGUGUUCGAGUGUUUGAAAUAUAUUGUCCCGUGUGAACCAUUCAUUUACGAGAUAUCAAGUUUGAACCAUUCUUGUACGGGAUAUCAUCUAGUUUGAACCAUUCUUGUACCGGAUAUAAACUAGUUUGAAACAUUCAUGUACGGGAUUUCUUCCUAUGUGCACCGAUCUUGUACGUGACAUCACAUACAGCAGCUUGAAUUUCAAUAGCAGGAGAUACCAAGCAUCAACCAACGUUAUACUAGGUAUGGCCAGAGACCUAUAUACUAAAUAUAGGUCUCUGGUAUGGUAUAUCUAUAUGAGAUCUCGUCUUGUGUGAACAUCAGUGCACGAUAUCUCGCCUAGUCCGAGAUUUAAGGUGUUCACGUGACUACGCAUUAAUGGAUUUGAAUUAUCACUGGUGAAUUCAUCACCUCUAACAUGGCUUCUAUUGGAUUAAAAAGUAGCAUGAUCAGCGUCACAAAAUGUAGCGAUUUUUUGACAAUUAUAUAAAAGAUUAUAAUGUAAAUGAGGUUAUUAGUAUCUUAAAAUUUCAAACAGUAACAACAUUUAUAUUGAUAACACAAUUAUAAAUCACCUUUUUUACACAAAA